This is a messenger RNA of Lobosporangium transversale, 844 nucleotides long. RefSeq names its product Longin-like domain-containing protein. Gene Ontology annotation, molecular function: SNAP receptor activity. Lineage: Eukaryota; Fungi; Mortierellomycota; Mortierellomycetes; Mortierellales; Mortierellaceae. Gene Ontology annotation, biological process: vesicle fusion with Golgi apparatus; retrograde vesicle-mediated transport, Golgi to endoplasmic reticulum; endoplasmic reticulum to Golgi vesicle-mediated transport. Gene Ontology annotation, cellular component: Golgi membrane; SNARE complex; endoplasmic reticulum membrane. The record is from RefSeq and is a predicted model, not a curated record. The transcript has 6 exons. The coding region runs from base 1 to 654 and encodes 217 amino acids.
AUGGUCAAAACGACAAUGAUUGCACGCGUUUCGGACGCACUUCCAUUGGCAGCGUCUAUCGACGAUGAACAGGUGGAAGUAGAGCUCAAGGAGUACAAGUCGCAGGCAAAACUAAUCUUUCGUAAACUCAACAUGAACUCGGAGAGCAGAUGUUCAAUCGAAUCUGGGAGCUACGUAUUCCACUACAUCAUUGAUCAUGGGGUAGUGUAUCUGUGCAUAUGUGAACGCAACUAUCCACGCAAGCUAGCUUUCACAUACUUAGAUGAUCUCGCCAAAGAGUUCUUUAUGAGUUAUGGCAAUGAAAUCGACCGUCCUGGUCUUCGUCCUUAUGCUUUCGCUAGAUUUGAUACAUUUAUGCAAAACACAAAGCGAUUGUAUCAGGAUACCAGGACACAAUCCAACCUGACAAAAUUACAUGAAGAUCUGCAGGAUGUGACCAAAAUCAUGACCAAGAACAUGGAGGAUCUGCUUUACAGAGGUGAGACACUAGAUAACUUGCAAGGAAAGUCAGAGCUAUUGCUCAGAGACUCAGCCCGAUACCGCAAGACAGCCAGGGAUGUGAAUCUGCAAGCGCUGUACCGCAAGUACGGACCUCCUAUCAUUGUCGGCUUUGUGUUCAUGCUUGUUAUCUAUUGGAGGUUCUGGUGGUACUAAGGGUAUAUAGUAGAAUAGGGUAAAACAUAAAAAAGAGAGGAAAAAAAAAUGACAAAGUAUCGUGGGAAUGUAAAUGUGUUUUUAAUUGUAUUGUUCUACGUAAUGAGAAUAUAACUUGAAUCGGCUGUACGGUUCAUAUCGGAGAACAGCAAGCAAGAAUGAAACAAACAACGCUAUCAUCCACUUGCAU